UUUCAGCUACGUCAGAGCCACUGUGAUGUCACAAAGAAACUUAGAACUUUUAGAACGUUGUGUGUGUAAAACCGUACAGCGCUCCUCACUUCACUCAUUUAGGUUUCUCAGUUUGUUGCUGCUGAAGUCUGAUUAAUACACAACAGAAAUUUAUCAUGGGGCAGAGUACUUCACGAGUACAACCGUUUACGGAGAGCGAGCAGGUCUACGACCUCCCUCACAGUAAACCCCCAAAAUCCAGCCCCGACAUGACAGAGAAACAUCAUCCUCAUCGGCCUGAUGAGAAGCCUGUUGAUGAUGGGGAGGGAACUGUGCUUCCCACCUCUCCUCUGAAAGAGGAGAAGAAGAGCAAUAAAAAGAAAGUGGGCCACUUCUUUAAGUGGUUCUCUUCCCGUUUGAGGAAAAAAAUCACCAAAAGCAAGAGCUCAGGUCAGGGUGAGAUGAAAGACCAAGAUCAGAAGCCUCAACAGCCCAUCUGCAGAUCUGUGGAGGUCACUGAUCUCGAGGAACCUCACACCAGUGUUCUUCAAGUCCCUCCUGCUGCUGAGCCUCUGGUGCAGAAAGAUCUCCAAACUCAAGUCCACGAUGCUCCAGUCAGUGUGAGAGCAGGUGAAGUGUCUCCUCUGAUGAUAGAGUUGGACAGCAAUGAAGUGGACACGAGACCUGAAGACAACAUUUGCUGCCGAUAUGCAAUUGGCAGCAAACUGGGUCAAGGUGGAUUUGGUGCCGUCUAUAAGGCGACUCGUUUGGAGGAUAGACUUAAGGUUCAUCAGGUGGCUGUGAAAUUUGUCAAAAAGACAAAACACACAGAAUAUAUCAGCAUUCCUGAUCAUCCCAAGCCUCUUCCCAAAGAAGUCGCCCUGACAAUUCUGGCCAAUAAAGACCCAGUGAUGGAUAUUAUUAGGCUGUUGGACUGGCAGGACCAGCAGAACUUCUACGUCAUUGUUGUCCAGCGCUUCUCACACUGCAUGGAUGUUUUCCGCUUUGUGCAACGCAAUGGAGGCAGCAUCGAUGAGAAGUUAGCGAGGCUCAUCAUGUUUGGGGCAACACUAGCCGCCAGUGCAUGUUGUAGACGUGGAGUUUACCAUGGGGACAUCAAGUUAGAGAACCUGCUGAUAAAUUUGGAGAACCUCCAAAUCAAACUAAUUGACUUUGGAUGUGGCAGUGUCCUGACAGAAUCUGCCUACACAAGAUUCAGUGGAACAGUUAUGUACCGCCCUCCCGAGUACAUACUGAAGGGUGAGUUCCAUGGAAAGCCAGCGACGGUCUGGUCUUUAGGGAUCCUCUUGUUCAGAAUGCUGUGUGGACACUUUCCAGAUAGUUUCGACUUCUACAGGAUCAACUUGAACACCUGGUCCAAGCCAGGCUUGACAGAAGGUGAGUUCCUCUUCACAAGUACAAUUCUACAACAAAAUUUUAUUGGAGAUGGACAUAUGGAUAAUCCAGCAGAUUUUACAGUUUAG
Molecule: messenger RNA, 1463 nt
Organism: Carassius carassius (crucian carp)
Lineage: Eukaryota; Metazoa; Chordata; Actinopteri; Cypriniformes; Cyprinidae
Product: probable serine/threonine-protein kinase MARK-A
Exons: 6
Coding region: 156-1463 (435 amino acids)
Biological process (GO): regulation of mitotic cell cycle; protein autophosphorylation; negative regulation of apoptotic process
Cellular component (GO): cytoplasm
Molecular function (GO): ATP binding; protein serine/threonine kinase activity
Source: RefSeq, a predicted model, not a curated record